AUAAGACAGUUGGGGGAUUGGUUAAGGAAAAGAUCUCGUUGCACCCCGGAUAAGAAAAAACAAAUCAUCCUGAGGAACAUAUAUAAAAUGUCCGUCGCGGACUUGGAGAAUAUACGCGGCGAUGAACCUAUGACGUUAGACGGACAAAACAAUUCGGAUAACUAUGCAAUGGGAGGGCCACCGCGUACGCCGGUCCAUGAUGCGGCUGCGGAGCUGAAUGCCAGCUUGGAUAUUAGCGGAUCUACCGAGUCUGACCCGACAGAAAGGUCCGAGAAGUCUAUCGAAAAUAGGGACUCUGGUGAUGAAUUUGGCGGGAACGCAGAAACUCGAGUGCCGCGCGCCCCACGAAGUGACGACAGCCCCGUGUCUGUCGACAUGACGACGAUUGGGCAGCCACCUAAGCGAAGGCGCAUAGACUCGCAGUCUAGCAGUGACAGCAGCAGUGCCUCCUCUAGCAGCGGUGAGCAAAGUGAAUCAGGAACAUCGCAUUCUGAAGAGGGCAGCGAGGACGACGGAACCGAGGAGGGCACUGAUGAGCAAUCGCCUAAUACUGUAGUGAAUUUGGGCGAAAGCAGCGCCCCUGAUGAGUUAAGCAAACAUGCUUCUGGCACCUCGGAAGCUGUAGGUUCAGUUGAAACGGAAGAGGAAGCACAUAUGGAAGAAUAUUGCGGAGGUGAUCCUGAUAUUGACGAAGAUCCCGCCCUAUCGAAUGUUCCCGAAACACCCCAAUCGCCAACCGAUGAUGGUGAGGAUCUGGACCUUCCUACAUUUAUGCACGCACGAUAUGUAUCUAAUAAGUCAGAGGAGCACUUAGACGGCAGCCGGCCAAAGUCGCAGACGAUUGUUAAUAAGCAGGAGCAGCAACAGGACCAGCCAGAAAUCGAACAAAUUGAUAGUAGUAGUGAAGAAGAGCCUGACGAUGAGGAAGAUGAUAACGAAGAGGAAGGCAAUAAUAAAGAGGAGAAUAUACCCCCAGUCAAGCACACUUUUGUGCUCACCCCACGGGAUCCACGCCAAAGGGUACGACAGCAGCCGCCAUCACCGCCGCCACCACCGGCGCCCGUAAGGAAUGAGCUUAACGAGGAGAUUGAGAGCAUUUCAAGUACAAGUGACGAAGGCAGUAGUACCGAUGAAGACGACAACGAGCUGGACAGCACUUCAAGAGAAACCAUCACAGCAACGGAGACGACAGAUGCCGAGGGUGACGCGCCGUUGCAGCAAAUCGAUAUCAACGAAAACCCGGAAAAGAUAUACUACAUUCGUCGCACAGACGGCACCGUGCAUCCUGCUCACGUGCUCCAACAACGCUCAACCGACAAUUCUUCUGUACCAAAUGAGUAUUACGUGCACUAUGUUGGUCUUAAUCGUCGCCUGGACGAAUGGGUUAAACGUCAUCGAAUUUCGGACAAUCCUGAUGAUUUGGGUGGAAUCACCGCACCUACCCAGCCCGGCACUAGUCAAGCUGCCGUCGUAGAGCGACACAAGCGUCAGCCUUACAAGGAUUACUUUUUAACGGCGAACGAGAAUCAGCGCUAUGACUAUAGUGAUCGCAAAAUGACACGAUACCAGAAGCGACGCUACGACGAGAUUAAUCAUGUCCAAAAAAGCUAUGCGGAGCUGAGCGCCUUACAGGCGGCAGUGGAGAAGGAGCAUCAGUCCAUCACCAAAAUCAAAUAUAUUGAUAAGCUGCAGUUUGGAAAGUAUGAAAUCGUUACUUGGUACUUCAGCCCCUUUCCUGGUGAGUAUCGUAAUGCGCAAACCCUUUAUGUUUGCGAGUAUUGUCUGAAGUACAUGAGGCUAGAAAAGAGCUAUCGCUACCACUUGCAACAAUGCACACGUCGCCAUCCACCUGGACGUGAAAUUUAUCGUAAAGACACAAUUUCCAUAUACGAAGUGAAUGGCAAGGAUGAUGCUCUUUAUUGUCAGCUGCUUUGCUUGAUGGCGAAAUUGUUUUUGGAUCACAAGGCUCUCUACUUCGACAUGGAUCCAUUCCUAUUCUAUAUACUCUGCGAGAUUGACAAGGAGGGCAGUCACAUUGUGGGCUACUUUUCCAAGGAGAAAGUGUCCUUAGACAAUUACAAUGUGGCAUGUAUUUUAGUUCUUCCACCACAUCAAAGAAAGGGCUAUGGAAAGCUCUUAAUCGCAUUCAGUUAUGAAUUGUCGCGCAAGGAGGGUGUAAUUGGAAGCCCUGAACAACCGCUUUCGGAUCUUGGCCGGCUGAGCUAUCGCAGCUACUGGGGCUACACAUUGCUGGAGCUAAUGAAGGAGUGUCGCUCGUCAUCUCAGAGCAUUAAAGAACUUAGUGAACUCAGUGGCAUGACAACCGACGACAUCAUCUAUACGCUUCAGUCGAUGAAAAUGAUUAAAUAUUGGAAAGGUCAGCACGUAAUCUGCGUGACGCCCAAGACCAUUAAUGAUCUGCUUCAGUUACCACAAUAUAAACGACCUAAGUUGACAAUAGAUCUGGAUUGUUUGGACUGGAGACCCCAUAAUACGGUUCAUCCAAGGCUGGGCCUUCCACCACCCCAGUAAUACCUUUAAAGUCAUUUUCGAACAUAAGUGUCUAGUGUAAUAUUUUUUUUCUAUUUUUUUUUGCAUAAAUUAUAAUGUUAUAAUAUACCAUAUAUAUGUAUAAAUGUAUAACUACUGUACGUUUGAUUUUGAAUACAAUGUAAUUGUUUGA
This is a messenger RNA of Scaptodrosophila lebanonensis, 2683 nucleotides long. RefSeq names its product histone acetyltransferase KAT8-like. Gene Ontology annotation, molecular function: histone acetyltransferase activity. Bases 88 to 2532 code for a protein of 814 amino acids. The transcript has 2 exons. Lineage: Eukaryota; Metazoa; Arthropoda; Insecta; Diptera; Drosophilidae. Gene Ontology annotation, biological process: regulation of DNA-templated transcription. The record is from RefSeq and is a predicted model, not a curated record.